Messenger RNA from Nezara viridula (southern green stink bug), 5124 nucleotides. The record is from the annotation of a GenBank genome assembly. NCBI's taxonomy places the organism in Eukaryota, Metazoa, Arthropoda, Insecta, Hemiptera, Pentatomidae.
AUGGAGUGUGUCGAUCUGCAACAGAUAUGUGAUGGGUACAAUAACUGUGGUGACUGGUCCGACGCAGGAGUUCAUUGCAAAGUAGCAGAGUGUUCCCCGAGAUGUAACAGUACGGACGGGGUUUGCAUAUCAAGACCCAUAGGAUCUGAGUGCGUGAUAGAAUGCCCUCCUGGAAUCUUUAAGACUUCAAAAGGAUACAGCUUUAAACCAGGAGUUCCAUUAACAUUCUUGGUGCUGUUUCAUGAAGAUACGCCACGUCGUGAGAUAAGAUAUACAGUCAAAUUGAAAUUCCUGAAAUUUAAAACGAUAAAGAUGAUCUCUAAAACUUUUGAAAUGGUUGUAGAAUGUAAAAAAAACAGCUUUAGUCUAUUAUCUGCGGUUAUUAAGAAAUCAGAUCAGACUGUUAAUAUUAGAAAAGUUGAUCGUCACCGUGCAGCUACCAAUAAAAAAAAAGAAAUCAAAGGAAAUUGGGACGCAGAUUUUUAUACAGUAGACUCAUAUAGUACCGAGACCGAAGAAAACGAAGAAGAAGAAGAAAAUACGCCAACUACAAAAUUAACCACCACAACUACGCCAUCGACUAUAACAACCAUAACUACACCCUCGACUAGAACAAUAGCAAUAAUGUCUUCAACCAUAAAUGCCACCAAAUCCACACCCAAGUCUACUAAAAUCACUACUACCCUAACGAAUACAACCAUUGCUAAACAAAACAUUUUCACGCCUACCAUCACUACAACUACUACUACAACCCCUCCGACUAUCACAAUCACAACUGACCCAACAUUUACCAUAACUACUCCUACGAGUACCACAACCAAAACAACAAUCAAGACUACAACCACCACAGAUAUCCCAAUGAUUACCUCUACGACAAUCACAACUAUCCCUACGACUAGUACAACCACAACUACCCCCACGAAUACCACUACCACACCCACACCAACUUCUACUACUACCGGAACCACACCCACGAAUACCACUAUCACAACUACAGCCAAAUCUACUUCCACACUUUCACCUACUCCUAUGAUCACCACAACCACAACUCCUUCGACUACCACGAUUAUCUCUACGACUUCUACUAACACAACCACAAAUGCUCUCUCGACUACCAUAGCUACUACGAACACUACAAGCACAACUACUCCGACUAUAAAUACUUCUUCGACUACCACCAUAACCACAGUUAGUCCUACAACUACCAAAAUGAGAAUUAGGCGCUCGACUACCUCAACUAAUACUACAAACACAACUAUCCGUACGUCUUUCAUAACCAGUACCAUCCUCUCGACUAACACAAUCACAACUACCUCUACGAAUACCAUAACCACAACUAUACCUACGACUAGUACAACCACAACUACCCCCACGACUACCACUACCACACCCUCACCAACUUCUACUACUACCGGAACCACACCCACGAAUACCGCUAUCACAACUACAGCCGAAUUGACUUCCACACUUACACCUACCCCUAUGAUCACCACAACCACAACUCCUUCGACUACCACAAUUAUCUCUACUACUACUACUAACACAACCACAAAUGCUCUCUCGACUACCAUAGCUACUACGAAUACUACAAGCACAACUACUCCGACUAUAAAUACUUCUUCGACUACCACCAUAACCAAAGUUAGUCCUACGACUACCAAAAUGAGAAUUACGCGCUCGACUACCUCAACUACGCCUACAACUACUACAAACACAACUAUCCGUACGUCUUUCAUAACCAGUACCAUCCUCUCGACUAACACAAUCACAACUAAAACUAGGAAUACCACAACCACAACUAUCCCCACGACUACUACUACCACACCAAUACCAACUUCUUCUACCACCGUAACCAUAGCCACGAAUACCACUAUCACAACUACUGUGAAAUCUACUUCCACACUUACACCUACCCCUAUGAUCACCACAACCACAACUAUUCCCACGACUACUACUACCACACCCACACCAACUUCUACUACUACCGCAAGCAUAGCCACAAAUACCACUAUCACAACUACAGCCAAAUCGACUUCCACGCUUACACCUACCCCUAUGAUCACCACAACCACAACUAUCCCCACGACUACUACUACCACACCCACAUCGACUUCUACUACUACUGCAACCAUAGCCACAAAUACCACUAUCACAACUACAGCCAAAUCGACUUCCACGCUUACACCUACCGCUGUGAUCACCACAACCACAACUAUCCCUACGAUUACUACUACCACACCCACACCAACUUCUACUACUACCGCAACCAUACCCACAAAUACCACUAUCACAACUACAGCCAAAUCGACUUCCACGCUUACACCUACCCCUAUGAUCAUCACAACCACAACUAUCACCACGACUACUACUACCACACCCACACCGACUUCUACUACUACUGCAACCAUAGCCACAGAUACCACUAUCACAACUACAGCCAAAUCGACUUCCACGCUUACACCUACCCCUAUGAUCACCACAACCACAACUAUCUCCACGACUACUACUACCACACCUACACCAACUUCUACUACUACCGCAACCAUAGCCACAGAUACCACUAUCACAACUACAGCCAAAUCGACUUCCACGCUUACACCUACCCCUAUGAUCACCACAACCACAACUAUCCCCACGACUACUACUACCACACCUACACCAACUUCUACUACUACCGCAACCAUAGCCACAGAUACCACUAUCACAACUACGGGCAAAUCGACUUCCACGCUUACACCUACCCCUAUGAUCACCACAACCACAACUAUCCCCACGACAACUACUACCACACCCACACCGACUUCUACUACUGCUGCAACCAUAGCCACAAAUACCACUAUCACGACUAUAGCCAAAUCGACUUCCACGUUUACACCUACCCCUAUGAUCACCACAACCACAACUAUCCCCACGACUAAUACUACCACACCUACACCAACUUCUACUACUACCGCAACCAUAGCCACAGAUACCACUAUCACAACUACAGCCAAAUCGACUUCCACGCUUACACCUACCCCUAUGAUCACCACAACCACAACUAUCCCCACGACUAAUACUACCACACCUACACCAACUUCUACUACUACCGCAACCAUAGCCACAGAUACCACUAUCACAACUACAGCCAAAUCGACUUCCACGCUUACACCUACCCCUAUGAUCAUCACAACCACAACUAUCACCACGACUACUACUACCACACCCACACCGACUUCUACUACUACUGCAACCAUAGCCACAGAUACCACUAUCACAACUACAGCCAAAUCGACUUCCACGCUUACACCUACCCCUAUGAUCACCACAACCACAACUAUCUCCACGACUACUACUACCACACCUACACCAACUUCUACUACUACCGCAACCAUAGCCACAGAUACCACUAUCACAACUACAGCCAAAUCGACUUCCACGCUUACACCUACCCCUAUGAUCACCACAACCACAACUAUCCCCACGACUACUACUACCACACCUACACCAACUUCUACUACUACCGCAACCAUAGCCACAGAUACCACUAUCACAACUACGGGCAAAUCGACUUCCACGCUUACACCUACCCCUAUGAUCACCACAACCACAACUAUCCCCACGACUAAUACUACCACACCUACACCAACUUCUACUACUACCGCAACCAUAGCCACAGAUACCACUAUCACAACUACAGCCAAAUCGACUUCCACGCUUACACCUACCCCUAUGAUCACCACAACCACAACUAUCCCCACGACUACUACUACCACACCCACACCGACUUCUACUACUGCUGCAACCAUAGCCACAAAUACCACUAUCACAACUACAGCCAAAUCGACUUCCACGCUUACACCUACCCCUAUGAUCACCACAACCACAACUAUCCCCACGACUACUACUACCACACCUACACCAACUUCUACUACUACCGCAACCAUAGCCACAGAUACCACUAUCACAACUACAGCCAAAUCGACUUCCACGCUUACACCUACCCCUAUGAUCACCACAACCACAACUAUCCCCACGACUACUACUACCACACCCACACCGACUUCUACUACUGCUGCAACCAUAGCCACAAAUACCACUAUCACAACUACAGCCAAAUCGACUUCCACGCUUACACCUACCCCUAUGAUCACCACAACCACAACUAUCCCCACGACUACUACUACCACACCUACACCAACUUCUACUACUACCGCAACCAUAGCCACAGAUACCACUAUCACAACUACAGCCAAAUCGACUUCCACGCUUACACCUACCCCUAUGAUCAGCACAACCACAACUAUCUCCACGACUACUACUACCACAACUUCACCAACUUCUACUACUACCGCAACCAUAGCCACAGAUACCACUAUCACAACUACAGCCAAAUCGACUUCCACGCUUACACCAACCCCUAUGAUCACCACAACCAAAACUAUCUCCACGACUACUACUACCACACCUACACCAACUUCUACUACUACUCGCAACCAUAGCCACAGAUACCACUAUCACAACUACAGCCAAAUCGACUUCCACGCUUACACCUACCCCUAUGAUCACCACAACCACAACUAUCUCCACGACUACUACUACCACACCUACACCAACUUCUACUACUACCGCAACCAUAGCCACAGAUACCACUAUCACAACUACAGCCAAAUCGACUUCCACGCUUACACCUACCCCUAUGAUCACCACAACCACAACUCCUUCGACUACCACAAUUAUUUCUACGACUACUACUAACACAACCACAAAUUCUCUCUCGACUACCAUAGCUACUACGAACACUACAAGCACAACUACUCCGACUAUAAAUACUUCUUCGACUACCACCAUAACCACAGUUAGUCCUACAACUGCUAAAAUGAGAAUUACGCGCUCGACUACCUCAACUACGCCUACAACUACUACGAACAGAACUAUCCGUACGUCUUUCAUAACCAGUACCAUCCUCUCGAUUAACACAAUCACAACUACCACUACGAAUACCAUAACCACAACUAUACCUACGACUAGUAUAACCACAACUACCAGAACUACAACCAUCCCCUCGACAUCUAUCUCCAAGAUUACUGCAACCACAACUACUCCUACGACAUAUAGAAGUUCUGACCAAGAUCACGGCAAAAC